This is a messenger RNA of Melospiza georgiana, 7326 nucleotides long. RefSeq lists its product as uncharacterized. NCBI's taxonomy places the organism in Eukaryota, Metazoa, Chordata, Aves, Passeriformes, Passerellidae. Gene Ontology annotation, biological process: regulation of cytokine production; regulation of immune system process; negative regulation of transcription by RNA polymerase II. The record is from RefSeq and is a predicted model, not a curated record.
AUGCAAGAGGAGGAGGUCGGAGGCGCCUGGAGCUCAGAGCUCGUGGUCCACGAGCAGCUUCAGGGUAAGGAGAAGCCCCAGAAGUGCUUGAAAUGUGGGAAGAGCUUCAGCCAGAAAUCCAACCUGAUCUGCCACAUGAAAAUCCACACGGGGGAGAGGCCCUAUAUAUGUGAGGAGUGUGGGAAGAGCUUCAGCCGGAGAUCCAACUUGACUGUCCACUUGAGGAGCCACACCGAGGAGAGGUGUUACAAGUGUGAGGAGUGGAAGAGCUUCAGCUGGAUCUCCUGCCUGAUUGUCCACCUGAGGAGGCACACCGAGGAGAGGUGUAACAAGUGUGAGGAGUGUGGGAAGAGUUUCAGCCGGAUCUCCCACCUGACUGUCCACAUGAGAAGGCACACCGGGGAGAAACCCUACGAGUGUGAUAAAUGCAGAAAGGGGUUUCAGACCAGCUCUGAUCUCCUCAGGCACCAGCGCACUCACACAGAGGAGAGGCCCUUCCUCUGCCCCGACUGUGGGAAAGGCUUCAAGUACAACUCCUCCCUUGUCAGCCACCAGCACAUUCACACCCGGGAGAGGCCCUAUGAGUGUCCCGAGUGUGGGAAGAGAUUCACCCACAAGUUGAACCUGAUUGUCCACAAGAGGAUCCACACUGGCGAGAGGUCUUACGAGUGUGGGGAGUGUAGGAAGAGCUUCUGCCAGCACUCCCACCUGAUCUACCACCUGAGGAGCCACACUGGGGAGAAGUCCUAUGAGUGUGAUAAAUGCAGGAAGAGGUUUCAGACCAGUUCUCAUCUUGUCAGGCACCAGAGGAUUCACACAGAGGAGCGGCCCUUUUGCUGUUCUGAAUGUGGGCAGAGCUACAGCCAGAGUUCAGAGCUGGUGGUCCAUGAGCAGCUUCAUGAUGGGGAGAAGCCCCACAAGUGCUUGCAGUGUGGGAAGAGCUUUAAGUGGAGCUCCCACCUGAUCAGCCACCAGAUGAUCCACACCGGGGAAUGGCCCCACAAGUGUGGGGAGUGUGGGAAGGGCUUCAGCUACAGAUCCAACCUUGUGACCCACCAACGCAUCCACACUGGGGAGAAGCCCUACGAGUGUCCCCAGUGUCAGAAGAGGUUUCCGAGCAGCUCCAAUCUCCUCCAGCACCAGCGGAUUCACACUGAGGAGAGGCCCUUCCUCUGUCCUGAGUGCGGGAAGGGCUUCAAGCACAACUUUGACCUCAUCAAGCACCGGCGCAUCCACACAGGGGAGAGGCCCUACGAGUGUCCCCAGUGUGGGAAGAGCUUCACCACCAGCUCUCACUUGACCAGACACCAACGGAGCCACCAGGAAGACCAAAUGUACAGAGGCAUUGCGUGUAGUUAGGACAAAAGCAGUGGCUGUAGUUCAGAGCUGGUGGUCCAUGAGCAGCUUCAUGAUGGGGAGAAGCCCCACAAGUGCUUGGAGUGUGGGAAGAGCUUUAGGCGGAGCUCCCACCUGAUCAGGCACCAGAGGAUCCACACCAGGGAACGGCCCUACAAGUGUGGGGAGUGUGGGAAGGGCUUCAGGCAGAGCAACCACCUGAUCAGCCACCAGAGGAUCCACACCAGGGAAUGGCCCUACAAGUGUGGGGAGUGUGGGAAGGGCUUCAGCUACAGAUCUGCCCUUGUGACCCACCAACGCAUCCACACUGGGGAGAGGCCCUACGAGUGUCCCCAGUGUCAGAAGAGGUUUCCGAGCAGCUCCAAUCUCCUCCAGCACCAGCGGAUUCACACUGAGGAGAGGCCUUUCCUCUGCCCUGAGUGCGGGAAGGGCUUCAAGCACAACUUUGACCUCAUCAAGCACCGGCGCAUCCACACAGGGGAGAGGCCCUACGAGUGUCCCCAGUGUGGGAAGAGCUUCACCACCAGCUCUCACUUGACCAGACACCAACGGAGCCACCAUGGGGAGCUUCCCUACGCAUGUAAAGCCUGUGGGCAGAGCUUCAGCCAGAGUUCAGAGCUGGUGGUCCAUGAGCAGCUUCAUGAUGGGGAGAAGCCCCACAAGUGCUUGGAGUGUGGGAAGAGCUUUAGGUGGAGCUCCCACCUGAUCAGGCACCAGAGGAUCCACACCAGGGAAUGGCCCUACGAGUGUGGGGAGUGUGGGAAGGGCUUCAGCUACAGAUCCAACCUUGUGACCCACCAACGCAUCCACACUGGGGAGAGGCCCUACGAGUGUCCCCAGUGUCAGAAGAGGUUUCAGAGCAGCUCCAGUCUCCUCCAGCACCAGCGGAUUCACACUGAGGAGAGGCCCUUCCUCUGCCCUGAGUGUGGGAAGGGCUUCAAGCACAACUCCGACCUCAUCAAGCACCGGCGCAUCCACACUGGGGAGAGGCCCUACCAAUGCGCCACAUGUGGGAAGAGGUUUCAGACCAGCUCCAAUCUCCUCCAGCACCAGCGGAUUCACACAGAUGAGAGGCCUUUCCACUGCCCUGAGUGCGGAAAGGGCUUCAAGCAGAACUUCACCCUCAUCAUCCACCGACGCAUCCACACAGGGGAGAGGCCCUACGAGUGUCCCCAGUGUGGGAAGAGCUUCACCAGCAGCUCUCACUUGACCAGACACCAACGGAGGCACCACAUCCACACUGGAAAGAGGCCCUACGAGUGUCUCCAGUGUGGGAAGAGGUUUCACACAAGCUCCAAUCUCCUCCAGCACCAGCGGAUUCACACAGACGAGAGGCCCUUCCAAUGCCCCGACUGCGGGAAGGGAUUCACAGACAACUCCACCCUCGUCACAUGGCGCAUCCACACUGGGGAGAGGCCCUACGAGUGUCCCCAGUGUGGGAAGAGCUUCACCCACAGCUCUCACUUGACCAAACACCAACAAAUCCACACUGGGGAGAGGCCCUAUGAGUGUCCCAAGUGUCAGAAGAGGUUUCAGACCAGCUCCAAUCUCCUCAGCCACUAGUGGAUUCACACUGAGGAGAGGCCCUUCUGCUGCCCUGACUGUGGGAAGGGCUUCAAGGACAACUCCAUCCCCAUCACCCACCGGCACAUCCACACUGGGGAGAGGCCCUACGAGUGUCCCCAGUGCAGAAGAAGCUUCAGCCAGAAAUCCAACCUGAUCUGCCACAUGAAAAUCCACACGGGGGAGAGGCCCUAUAUAUGUGAGGAGUGUGGGAAGAGCUUCAGCCAGAAAUCCAACCUGAUCUGCCACAUGAAAAUCCACACGGGGGAGAGGCCCUAUAUAUGUGAGGAGUGUGGGAAGAGCUUCAGCUGGAUCUCCUGCCUGAUUGUCCACCUGAGGAGGCACACCGAGGAGAGGUGUUACAAGUGUGAGGAGUGUGGGAAGAGUUUCAGCCGGAUCUCCCACCUGACUGUCCACAUGAGGAGGCACACCGGGGAGAAACCCUACGAGUGUGAUAAAUGCCGAAAGAGGUUUCAGACCAGCUCUGAUCUCCUCAGGCACCAGCGCACUCACACAGAGGAGAGGCCCUUCCUCUGCCCCGACUGCGGGAAAGGCUUCAAGUACAACUCCUCCCUUGUCAGCCACCAGCACAUGCACACCCGGGAGAGGCCCUAUGAGUGUCCCGAGUGUGGGAAGAGAUUCACCCACAAGUCGAACCUGAUUGUCCACAAGAGGAUCCACACUGGCGAGAGGUCUUACGAGUGUGGGGAGUGUGGGAAGAGCUUCUGCCAGCGCUCCCACCUGAUCUACCACCUGAGGAGCCACACUGGGGAGAAGCCCUAUGAGUGUGAUAAAUGCAGGAAGAGGUUUCAGACCAGCUCUCAUCUUGUCAGGCACCAGAGGAUUCACACGGAGGAGCGGCCCUUUCGCUGCCCUGACUGCGGGAAGGGCUUCAGGGACAACUCCACCCUCGUGACCCACCGGCGCAUCCACAGUGGGGAGAGGCCCUAUGAGUGUCCUGAGUGUGGGAAGAGCUUCUCUCAGAGCUCUAACUUGAGCAGACACCAGCGUGUCCACAGCGGGGAGAGGCCCUACGAGUGUCCUGAGUUUGGAAAGAGCUUGAUCCAGAACUCCACCCUGACUGCCCACCUGACGACCCACAUGGAGGAACAAAGCUAUGAGUAUGCAGAGUGUGGGAAGAGCUUCAGGACGACAUCUGAACUGACCAUCCACCAAAGAAACCACACUGGGGAAUGGCCUUUUCAGUGUGGGGAAUGUGGGAAUAGCUACCAGAGGAGAAGCCACCUGACCCACCACAUGGAAGUCCACACAGGUCUGGAAGAGCCCUACAAAUGUGGGCAGUGUGAGAAGAGCUUCAUGUCAAAGUCCCACCUGAUUGGCCACCAGAGGAUCCACACUGGAGAGAGGCCCUAUGAAUGUGUUAAAUGCAAGAAGAGGUUUCAGACCAGCUCCUUUCUCCUCCUGCACCAGCAGCUUCACACAGAUGAGAGGCCCUUCAACUGCCCUGACUGCGGGAAGGGCUUCAAGCAGAACGCUGCUCUCAUCAGCCACUGGUACAUCCACACCGGGGAGAGGCCCUACAAGUGCUUGAAAUGUGGGAAGAGCUUCAGCCAGAAAUCCAACCUGAUCUGCCACAUGAAAAUCCACACGGGGGAGAGGCCCUAUAUAUGUGAGGAGUGUGGGAAGAGCUUCAGCCGGAGAUCCAACUUGACUGUCCACUUGAGGAGCCACACCGAGGAGAGGUCUUACAAGUGUGAGGAGUGUGGGAAGAGCUUCAGCUGGAUCUCCUGCCUGAUUGUCCACCUGAGGAGGCACACCGAGGAGAGGUGUUACAAGUGUGAGGAGUGUGGGAAGAGUUUCAGCCGGAUCUCCCACCUGACUGUCCACAUGAGGAGGCACACCGGGGAGAAACCCUACGAGUGUGAUAAAUGCCGAAAGGGGUUUCAGACCAGCUCUAAUCUCCUCAGGCACCAGCGCACUCACACAGAGGAGAGGCCCUUCCUCUGCCCCGACUGCGGGAAAGGCUUCAAGUACAACUCCUCCCUUGUCAGCCACCAGCACAUGCACACCCAGGAGAGGCCCUAUGAGUGUCCCGAGUGUGGGAAGAGAUUCACCCACAAGUUGAACCUGAUUGUCCACAAGAGGAUCCACACUGGCGAGAGGUCUUACGAGUGUGGGGAGUGUGGGAAGAGCUUCUGCCAGCGCUCCCACCUGAUCUACCACCUGAGGAGCCACACUGGGGAGAAGCCCUAUGAGUGUGAUAAAUGCAGGAAGAGGUUUCAGACCAGCUCUCAUCUUGUCAGGCACCAGAGGAUUCACACGGAGGAGCGGCCCUUUCGCUGCCCUGACUGCGGGAAGGGCUUCAGGGACAACUCCACCCUCGUGACCCACCGGCGCAUCCACAGUGGGGAGAGGCCCUAUGAGUGUCCUGAGUGUGGGAAGAGAUUCUCUCAGAGCUCUAACUUGAGCAGACACCAGCGUGUCCACAGCGGGGAGAGGCCCUACGAGUGUCCUGAGUUUGGAAAGUGCUUGACCCAGAACUCCACCCUGACUGCCCACCUGAGGAUCCACACGGAGGAACAAAGCUAUGAGUAUGCAGAGGGUGGGAAGAGCUUUAGGACGACAUCUGAACUGACUAUCCACCAGAGAAACCACACUGGGGAAUGGCCUUUUGAGUGUGGGGAAUGUGGGAAUAGCUACCAGAGGAGAAGCCACCUGACCCGCCACAUGGAAGUCCACACAGGUCUUGAAGAGCCCUACAAAUAUGGGCAGUGUGGGAAGAGCUUCAUGUCAAAGUCCCACCUGAUUGGCCACCACAGGAUCCACACUGGAGAGAGGCCCUAUGAGUGUAUUAAAUGCAAGAAGAGGUUUCAGACCAGCUCCUUUUUCCUCCUGCACCAGCAGCUUCAUACAGAUGAGAGGCCCUUCAACUGCCCUGACUGCGGGAAGGGCUUCAAGCAGAGCGCUGCUCUCAUCAGCCACUGGUGCAUCCACUCCAGGGAGAGGCCCUACGAGUGUUCUGAGUGUAGGAAGAGCUUCUCUCAGAGCUCUAUCUUGACCAGACACCAACAGAUUCACGAUGGGGAGAAGCCCUACAAGUGCUUGGAGUGUGGGAAGGGCUUCAGGUGCAGCUCUGAGCUCGUCACCUACCAACACAUCCACACUGGGGAACGGCCCUACGAGUGCCUCGAGUGUCCAAAAAUGUUUCACACCACUUCCACUCUCGUCAGGCACCAGCGGAUUCACACAGAGGAGAGGCCCUUCCGCUGCCCUGAGUGCGGGAAGGGCUUUAGAGAAAACAUCAGCCUUGUUACCCACUGGUGCAUCCAAACCAGGGAGAGGCUCUACGAGUGUCACAAGUGUGGUAAGAGCUUCACCCAGAGCUCUCAUUUGACCAAACACCAGAUGAUCCACACUGGGGAAUGGCCCUACAAGUGUGGGGAGUGUGGGAAGGGCUUCAGCUGCAGCUCCGCCCUCAUCACCCACCAACGCAUCCACACUGGGGAGAGGCCCUACAAGUGUCCCCAGUGUCAGAAGAGGUUUCAGAGCAACUCCAGUCUCCUCCAGCACCAGCAGAUUCACACAGGGGAGAGGCCCAACGAGUGUAAGGAAUGUGUGAGCUUUAGCCAGAACUCUAACCUGAUCUCCCACCAGAAGAUCCACACCAGGGAACGGCCCUAUGAAUGUGGGGAAUGUGGGAAGAGCUUCAGGCACAAGUCUCUCUUGAGCUGCCACCAAAGGAUCCACACUGGGGAAAGGCCAUGCAAGUGUGGGGAAUGUGGGAUAACCUUUAGUAGGAGUUCUGAUCUCCUCCAGCACCAAUGGAUUCACACAGAUGAGAGGCCCUUCCACUGCCCUGAGUGCGGGAAGGGCUUCAAGCACAACUCCACCCUCAUCAUCCACCGGCGCAUCCAUACAGGGGAGAGGCCCUAUGAGUGUCCCCAGUGUGGGAAGAGCUUCUCCAGCAGCUCUCACUUGACCAGACACGAACGGAAGCUGGUGGUCCAUGAGCAGCUUCAUGAUGGGGAGAAGCCCCACAAGUGCUUGGAGUGUGGGAAGAGCUUUAGGCGGAGCUCCCACCUGAUCAGGCACCAGAGGAUCCACACCAGGGAACGGCCCUACAAGUGUGGGGAGUGUGGGAAGAGCUUCAGGCAGAGCAACCACCUGAUCAGCCACCAGAGGAUCCACACCAGGGAAUGGCCCUACAAGUGUGGGGAGUGUGGGAAGGGCUUCAGCUACAGAUCUGCCCUUGUGACCCACCAACGCAUCCACACUGGGGAGAGGCCCUUCCUCUGCCCUGAGUGCGGGAAGGACUUCAAGCACAACUCCGACCUCAUCAAGCACCGGCGCAUCCACACUGGGGAGAGGCCCUACCAAUGCGCCACAUGUGGGAAGAGCUUCACCACCAGCUCUCACUUGACCAGACACCAACGGAGCCACCAGUAA